AUGGCCAAGAAGAAGAAGACUCAGGUGAAGCCUGUCCUCCGGGGUUUUGCGACGACCUCCGUCCCCAAGAAGGUCGAGAAACCCGUCGAACUAGAGGAUGUUACGGACAGUCCGUCUGCCCCAGACAUACUUCCAGAACAACCGGAAAUGGUGGAUCUUGUCGAGAAAGGAGGACCAGAGGAGGAGCCAAAUGACGAGUUCGAUCCAGACAAGGUGGAAGAACAGUCGCUUCAGAAUCUUGUUGAUAGACUUCAAGAAAAAACAGAAAGAGAUAUAGUCAGAAAUGUGAAGGCCAUAGAACAGGAUAGACGUUAUUCCAAAACUCUUCCUUGGUUAGAGUUGAAUCCCGUCCUCGUUGAACGUAUUCUUGGUCUCGCUCUGGAUUCCAGAUCUUCCGAAGGGAGACGACAAAUCGACGAACCAGAAGACAAACUGGUUGCCAAACUUGCUAUCACUUACGGUGUUCUCCGUCGUCUCGGUUUUUCUGAGGAGAGGGUUAUCGAGUGUCUUGAAGCCAUACCAGGGUUCGAGCUAGAAGAAGCUUACGACUGGCUGUAUUUGCAUUGCUCUGAGGAUGAGCUAGGCGAGCAACGUUCUGACGAUUUCGUGGAACCUCGUGGCCUCCAGACUCCAAAGAAGAGCAAAUCCCGAACUCCACGCACACCCCGAACACCUGCGGAAUUUCAAGCAACCCCCUCUACUAUCAAGCCAGCCACCAAGUCUUCCAACCUCGAUGUGAAUGCGCCCAUAUUUGUUCCGUCCUGCGGCCCAUGCGCCUCUAUAGGCUGCGGGGACCAGGACAAUCUUACAGCUCAUCAAGCUUCCUUUGUAGACGGAAACGAUGGUACAUAUUUCGACGACGCCAACGCGGAAUAUAUCCGCCUGAAGUUGCGACUGGACACUUUGAAUCCUCAUAGUCAGGAUGCCGUCGAAAUAAAUAAGAUCAAGCGUCGCUUGAAUGCUUUGAAGAGCGAUUAUUUCUUCGACGAAAAGUCUGCUGUCGUUGAAUAUGACAUCGAGCGAGACAAGGUCGCCGUGAGCACUCUUGAUGCACGUCUCCGCGGCGAAAUCUCGCUACCCAUUCAAGCUGAGAAGAAACUCCCUCCACGUCUCCAGACGUCUGUUGCUGUUGCGUCCGAUAUAUUUGACGAAGAUGUUGGAGAUGCGGAUGUGGGUAUACUUGACCUUCUUGAAGACAUUCCGGCGACGGAGACGACCACCAAAGGAAGUACUGUCACUGUUAGAGCUAUGCCUCUGCCUAAACAUUGGUCGGGCCGUACUCCGAAAUCGUUGCUAUCAGAUACUGUUGCAAAAGUAGACCGAUAUGCAGUCAUUACGUUCAGCAUCAUAUCUGGCGCCGGUCGCGCUAAGAGGGCAGCGGUCAACAUUCGAUGGCAGGGCAGAAAAACUGACGAGUGGUCAAUGGAGUCUGUUGCCUGUCACGAUGAAGGCCAAGCGGAGCAAUAUGUCUCCACCCUGGCUCUCCAUGCCAUCACCUUCCCCCCUGCCGAUGGCUUUGCCUCAGGAACUGCGGCUGUUGUUGGUGGCCAAACAUUCUUUCGUUUGUUACCUGCGGUAUUCAGAGAUCUUUGGGAUGAACUGGAGACGGCCAGAAAAUCUGAGGAAGAUUCCAUCAAUCGGAGUGUUUGGAGCAGAUUAAGAACCAUAGCUGAACCAAAAUUGCAAACGUCUAGCAAGAUCGCCGGCAAGAUGGUCAGAUCUGCUGCUCAGCGAAAUAAACUUCCUAUCGCUGGAUAUCGAGAGGAUAUUAUCGCAGCUCUGGAUCGAUCUCAGGUCCUGGUUCUCAGUGGUGAGACUGGAUGGGAACUAGGAGAUUUGCCCGGUGCUGUGGGAACCCUGAAUUCUCUUGUGGGAUACUCUAUCCGUUUGGAAAGUAACACCACUAGAAACACCCGCCUAGCGUUUGUUACCAACGGAAUUGCUCUGCGAAUGCUUGAAGGCGGCACCGGGCAAGGCGGACAAGGCACAGCUUUUGACGAGUUAACGGUUCAUGAACGUACAAUCGAAUCUGACUUUUUGCUCAUUGUCCUUAAGUCAUUGCUGCAACAGCGAUCCAAUCUCCGAGUUAUAUUGAUGUCUGCCACUGUCGACUCUGUGAAAAUAUCGGAAUUCUUUGGAGGAUGCCCAACAAUUCAUGUUCCAGGCCGUACAUUUCCUGUUGAGGUGAACUAUCUUGAAGAUGCUCUUGAGUUCACCAAAUGGUCGAUAUCUGAGAAUUCCCCGUACGCACGACGAUUACACGAUACUUUUUAUCGUGGUAAGAAUCGUAUUGACUGGUCGGAAGAUUUGGUUCGGGACAACGAAGAAGAUUCUGAUACCGUUCAUGAAAACGUCAACCUUGGCAAGAAGUACUCCCCAAGCACUGUCCACACUAUCAACCUUUUAGACGAGCGGCUAAUUCCUUAUGAUCUUAUACUUUGCCUUCUGGAGCGGAUCUGUUUGCAAGAGGCUGGUUACAUGUCUUAUUCAUCUGCCAUUUUGAUUUUCAUGCCCGGGAUUGGAGAGAUCCGUCGCCUCAAUGACUUAUUGACGGAGCAUCCUUACUUCGGAAGUGAUGACUUCAGGAUUUAUCCAUUGCAUUCCAUGCUUUCCAGUGAAAACCAGAGCGCGGUCUUUGAUACUCCUUCAUCGGGCGUCCGGAAGAUCGUCAUUGCCACUAACAUCGCAGAAACCGGUAUCACGAUCCCCGAUGUAACAUUCGAUGAAAAACGUCAGAUUAGUAGGCUUGUGGAUACCUUUAUCGCCAGGAGCAAUGCAUCGCAAAGGCGUGGUAGGGCAGGCCGUGUACAAAGCGGACUGUGUUUCCAUCUCUUCACUAAAAUGGUCGACCACCCUCUCCCAGAGAUGAUGAGACUAAGUUUAUCAGACUUGGCACUUCGGAUAAAGAUCAUGAAGGUGAAUCUUGGGACCUCGAUCGAAGACGUUCUCUCUCGAGCAUUGGAUCCCCCCGUGUCUAUAAACGUGCAGCGUGCCAUCUCGAUGCUCGUAGAGGUGCGCGCGCUGACGACCUCGGAGGAAAUCACGCCCAUGGGCCGACUGUUGAGCAAGCUGCCGACAGAUGUGCACCUUGGGAAGUUCCUACUAUUAGCGGCUCUUCUGCGCUGCCUAGAUCCCGCCCUCACUAUUGCGGCGACUCUGAACUCCAAGUCACCUUUUAUUACGCCAAUGGGACUUGAACAAGAGGCCGAUCGUGCGAAAGCUACUUUUAGAGUUGAAAAUUCUGAUUUCCUGACCAUACAUAAUGCAUUCUCAAGUUGGCGGAGAACUUGUGGGAACCCAGGAGCUGCGAGAAAAUUCUGUCGCGUCAAUUUUUUGAGCCACCAAAACUUACAGCAGAUCGAGGAACUUCGUCAGCAGUUUCUAGGGUAUCUCAUCGACUCUUCGUUCAUCCAAGUCGACAGGAACCUCGUCCGAGAACUCAGCCGGGCGCGUUGUGGUCGAAAUCGAACGCGUUUCAUCAUGGUUCCACCUGAGCUUGACAGCAACUCCAAUAACACAGCACUUUUCAACGCUGCUCUGGUCGCUGGCCUCUAUCCAAAAAUACUGGCAGUGGAUCCUACUACGAACCACAUGCGGACGAUAUCAAACAACCAGCUAGCCGCUUUCCAUCCCUCUUCUGUCAAUUUCGGUCGAAAGCCUGGUGACUUAGGAGCUAAUCAUCUUGCUUACUUUACUCUAAUGCAUUCAAAGAAACUGUAUGCAUGGGAGACCACACCUGUUGACGACCUGGCUAUUCUGUUGUUGUGCGGGGAGUCCGAAGCAAAGCUUAUAUCGGAUUCGCUCUUCAUUGAUCGAAAAAUCAAGUUCCGCGUCCCACCCAAGACAAACAUUGCCUUAAAGCAUUUGCGAACACAGUUGGCUGCUGUCUUAGCACAACAGUUCCGAGGCAAGGUACUCAAUGAAAGCCAGAUUCUUUGGAACGACAUGGCCCUGUCGGUGCUGGGGAAAGUCAAAGUAGAAGACGAGAAUGAAGUGUCUAUUUCAAUAGCCAUGUAA
Molecule: messenger RNA, 4017 nt
Organism: Guyanagaster necrorhizus
Lineage: Eukaryota; Fungi; Basidiomycota; Agaricomycetes; Agaricales; Physalacriaceae
Exons: 22
Coding region: 1-4017 (1338 amino acids)
Cellular component (GO): intracellular anatomical structure
Molecular function (GO): helicase activity; RNA binding
Source: RefSeq, a predicted model, not a curated record